Zychaea mexicana is the source of this 2451-nucleotide messenger RNA. Its product is annotated as kinase-like domain-containing protein. Gene Ontology annotation, biological process: protein phosphorylation. Bases 1 to 2451 code for a protein of 816 amino acids. The transcript has 6 exons. NCBI's taxonomy places the organism in Eukaryota, Fungi, Mucoromycota, Mucoromycetes, Mucorales, Lichtheimiaceae. The record is from RefSeq and is a predicted model, not a curated record. Gene Ontology annotation, molecular function: protein kinase activity; ATP binding.
AUGUCGGCCGACAAGUCAGAUUCUGAUUGUGCCGAUGACUCGUCCGACUGUUCAAACAAGUUUUGGCAUCGUCCUCCUGAACAAAGCCCAGAAGCCACCGUGAACAACGAUUCCUCAGAAUCGCUGGGAACCAAGGCAUUUGGUGGUGUUUUAACGGGGAAAGCCAAGAAUGGCAUGGACGACGAUCGGGGCAUUUCAAAACGUCGCCAGACAAAAAUGCUCUUAGUAUCACUGAUUGAAUCUUUUUGUCGUGUUCAUGGCGACACGCCCGAGGCCAAUCGACGUGUCUUUUUCCUUAUCUGUCAAACGCUCAGUUCACUUGGCUUUAUUGAUUCUGAGUUUGUCGAUGAAAUGGCGAGCGUGCGGUCGACCUUCCAAUCUGCUUUCCAGACAUUAUUUUACACUGCUGUAGAAACUGUAAACGACCCGGGUUUUCGCAAGCCCAUGAUGAUUGCUUCGACCGAAUUUCAUCAGCAACAGCAGCAACAGCAACAACAACAGCGCGUCCAAAACCAGCAACCACCCUCAUCGUCAUCGACGCCUCAGCCAGAACAACCACCGAUAUUUGAUCUGAAUAUACAAAACUCGCGUUAUCGCAAUGAUUUUGUUCAAGUCAGCUUGUUGGGUCGUGGUGGGUUCGCAAGUGUAUGGCGUGCACACAACAAACUGGACAAUAUUGACUAUGCAGUCAAGCAGAUUCAUUUGGGUCCUGACCUGUCGGAUGAUGCUCGCUGUGAUGAUGGACAAGGUCCAUAUGACAAGAUAUUCCGGGAAAUCAAACAUUUAGCACGUUUAGAGCACAAAAAUGUUGUGCGGUACUACUCGUCGUGGUUGGAGUAUACAAACCAUAUUCCCGAGAAUGGCGGCAAAUCAUCGACUCAAGGUGAAGUUUACAACGACGGCAAUAGCAGCGAUAUGGACAGCGUAUUUGGUGGACGAGAUCCAACCUUUGAUGAUGACGACAACAGUGGUGAACCAUCCUUCUCUCCCGUCAAGCUAUCAGAAGAAGACAUGAGUCGCAUCGACUUUGUGGAUGAUGGAGCAAGCAAAGAUGUCGUUGCUGGAGAGUCCAUCAACGCAGCAACAGACUAUGUAACGAGCGAAAUAAACAGCAGCAGCAAAAAAGACGCAGCUGUCUGCAUUCCGAAUUUUGAAGCGAAACGAUCCACACGCAAGGAAUACGAACGACGCGUCCGAAAACGAGCAAGAACAAGGAGCGGCUCUCGUUGCGGAUGGACAUUGUAUAUCCAAAUGUAUCUAUGCCCUGCAACACUCUAUGAUUAUAUCAAGCAUCGAAACGACACGGGCACGUCUGUUGACAAGGAACGCAAUAUUGAGCUUUUCACGCAGAUACUCGAAGGUGCAGCGUACAUUCACGCAAGCGGAUUGAUCCACCGAGAUUUGAAACCAAGCAACAUCUUUUUGACCAUGACGACGACCAAUGAAUAUCACAACAGCAAUGGCAGACGACACUGGCGGUCGUCAUCAUCAUCACUCAACAACACAAGAAUGCACCAUCAACAUAGCUUCUCGUACGAUUCAGUCCGCGGCGAAGACGGUACGCUGCGCGACUGUAUGUGGAAUGAAGUAUGGAUACCAAAGCUAGGUGAUUUCGGUUUGGCUGCUGCUGUCAUGACAACGCAUUGUAAGCAGGCUCCACCUUCGUUGCUGUCGGCGUCAUCGCCUACUACUAUCACGGAUCAUCUGUCGUUUAUGGAUUGUCAUACUGGAUCACAGCAUAGCUUGAUGACCUUGUCUUCAUCCUACUGUCGCCGUGGAAGCAAUAGUAGUAGCAGCGAGGAGGAGGAGGAUAGCCGGUUUGUAAUGCAAAAACUGACGAGUGCUGUUGGCACGCGAACUUAUGCAGCACCGGAACAAUUGGCUGACCCGCCACGACCAUACGAUGAUAAGGCUGAUAUUUACUCGCUUGGAAUUAUAUUUUUCGAGCUAUUCCAGCCUUUUACAACAGUCAUGGAAAGAGCAUGCGCAAUCCAACGGCUUAAAAAGGGUGUUUUUCCAGACGGAUUUGUAGAAAAGUAUCCAAAAGAGUCUGCACUUAUCUUGUGGAUGAUGGAUGAAGAGCCAGCUCAUCGACCGAGUGCUGAGCAGCUGUUGGAGUUUGAGCUAUUUGUACCCCAACUGGCAGUUGUUGAAGAGAACAUGUACAGCACCAUACAAGCACAACUCCAAGCAAAGUCGGUGGCGCUAGAUACAAAGGACCAAGAAAUGGCAGCACUGCGUAAAAGGCUGGAGCAGAUUGAGCAGCAAAAUAAGCGGGAUAUGGAUGCAAUGCAGCGAAGAGUCGACGAGUUAGAACGCCAGCUCAGUGCACAACUAGGCGUUGCUGAAUGCACACCCAGCCCUACAACGACAAGCAGUAGCGAUAGCAGCAAUGGCGAAUCAAUAAGAACCAAGGUACUACUUGGUCGUGAUGAUUCGCAAUGUAAAUAA